AGACUUAGAUCAGUCGUUAUGUUUGUAGCUAAUUUAUAUUUGUAUUAUUUGCAUUGCAAGGGGAAGUAUUGGAACUCGUGGUUAUGCAAUAUACUGGAAUUGGGAAAGAGAAGACAGACAAUUUUAUAGUUUAAGCUGAGUGAUGUGAAAUCUACAUGUCUUUACGCAGCUAACGUUAACUAGCUAGAAAACAUGAACCCAACAAGUAAAGAUAUGAAAGGCAUCAUGGACAAGUCAUCAUACCGUUUGCUGCGGCUUCUGUCCUUGGCAUGGCUGGCCUGUAGGCCCACCUGUAGUUCUAUCACCACCUAUGGAACAAUAAUCCCACAAUCUCCAUCGGUGGAAAUUGGGAAGGAAUUCACCGCCACAUGUGUGCUCUACAAAUCUGCUAAAGCCACAGCGGAGGACAUCUACUGGAAGUUGAAAAACGUCACAGUGCCCAAAGAGCAGUACACCAAGAUAAAUGACUCGGCUGUUAGCGUGACCAUCACCAUCACCAAUGAAACGGCCAACUGGUUACUUUGUGAGACGAAAGGGUCUCCCUUAAACCGAAAUCAAGUAAUCCAUGGGAUUCUAUUGACCAAAGGGUAUCCCCCUGAGAAGCCUGUGAACCUGUCCUGCAUGGCUGUCCAGUCUGGCCGAAAGAUUUCGUCCAACGUCACGUGCACAUGGCAGCCUGGGACAAGAGACGAGAUUCUGAAAACCACUUAUACCUUGUUUGGCAGUCUAAUUGUCUCAAAUAAGAGCAGCAAAGCUCACAGAUGCAGUGGAUACAUCGACUUCGGCACCUUUCCAAGCUUCAUGCAACUUGCUAUGUGGGUAGAAGUUGAAAACAAGCUGGGGAAGGUUCGAUCUGACAUUCUGGAUAUAUAUGCUGCUGAUUUGGUGAAAACGAAUCCCCCAUCAGAUGUCAAUAUUCUUUCCGAGAAUAACUUUUCCAGGACUCUCUUAGUGAGUUGGAAGCACCCUAUCCAUGUAACCUAUGUAACGCUGAAAUACAACAUCAGGUUCUGCACUGUGGGCUCUGGAGACUGGACUGAGGUACCGCCAAAUGACACUGAAAGCUACAAGGAGUCUUUCCGUCUUCAGUACCUCAAGCCGGACACGGAGUAUGUAGUGCAGGUGCGAUGCAUUCAUCAUAGGGGCUAUGGCUAUUGGAGUGACUGGAGCGCUAACUCUACCGCCAGGACCCCAGAGGACAAGCCUACAAGUAAGCCAGACCUAUGGAGAGUCGUCAUUCCCAGCCAAGUCAAAAGUGAGCGGAGAGUGCAAGUGAUGUGUAAGGAUCCAGUGGAGUCCAAUGGAAGGAUACGAGGCUACAGCAUCAAGAUCCAAGAUGGAAACUGGGAGACGGUGGCGGUCAAUGACUCUGACCUGGAUUCUAGGUCGCAAGAGAGGAAAAUUAUCCCCCUUUACCAGAUUCCCUUGUCUGACAAGAGAAGAGGCCUCAUUGAAUUGAAGGCCUGGAAUUCUGUUGGCGAGUCUCCCCAAGCGUCUUUGGUCAUCCCAAAAUUGACACAAGAGCCCCCUUCGGUGGAAUGGCUCAGCUGGUUUACCCAGCAGGGGAGGCUGUGGGUGAAAUGGCAGCCCCCCAAUGUGACGGCCACAGGGGAGCCCUACAGGUCCGAGGUGACGGAGUACAUACUGGAGUGGGUGUCUGUCAGUGAUGGCGCUAUGGACUGGCAGAGAGAACGUAGGCAUACUAGGAUGGCAGCCAUUAAAGGUAACCUUCAGAAGUUCAAUCGCUACAAUAUAUCUGUGUAUCCCAUGUACUCUGGGUGGACUGGGAAGCCAUUGACCAUAGCAGCCUUUCUGGAACAAGGAGCUCCGCUGGAGGGUCCCUCUGUGAAAGUGAGGCGGACGGGGAAAAACGACGCUGAGCUGGAGUGGAUGGAGAUUCCACUGGACAAACAGCGAGGGUUCAUCACCAACUACACCAUCUUCUUCAUCACAGGGGGCAAGGAACACUCAAUAGUUGUCUCUUCCGACACCUACUCUUACACUGUGAAGCGCAUGGCCAGCAACAGCAAGUAUGUGGUGCGAGUCAUGGCAUCUACAGUACAAGGCUCUACAAACAGCUCGGACCUGUCAUUCAAUACUCUGAUGUAUGCUCCCGGGCAGAUAGAAGCCAUUGUGGUGUCUGUGUGCAUCAGCUUCCUGUUUUCCGUAGUGCUGACCAUGCUCUGCUGCAUUUACAAAAUGGACUCGAUAAAGAAGAAGAUCUGGCCACCGGUACCUGACCCCUCCAACAGCACUAUCGCUAAAUGGUCUCCUGAUUUCACAUCCAAAGCUGACACUCCUAAGGAGAGCGCGCUGGGUGACGUGAGUAUUGUAGAGGUGGACGUGUUCGACAGGAAGUCUCUGUGUGAGGAGGACAAGGCAGGCCUGCCGCUCAAAAAGGACAAAUACCUGUCGGAGGAGCAUAGCAGCGGCAUCGGCGGCUCCUCUUGCCUGUCAUCGCCUCACCAGAGCGUCUCAGACAGCGACGAGGGCGGCGACGAGGGCCAGACUACAGCCAGCACCGUCCAGUACUCGUCGGUGGUGGCAUCCUGCGGCUACAAGGGCCAGACCCCCUGCCCUCUCCCCCAGUCCGGCUUGUCCCAGACGCCUAGCUUCACCCGCUCUGAGUCCACCCAACCCCUGCUGGACAGCGAGGAGCACCCGGAGGGCCCCGAGUCACAGCGCUACCUGCGGAACCCCUACUUCGGGCGCUUGCCUGUGGGGAACAAUGGCGACAGCGGAGACCUGGAGGACUUGAACCAGAUGGAGAUGAAGAAGCAGGGGUUGGCUUUGCGCCGGUUCUGCCCCCUGGAGGAGGACUUUCAGCAGACCACACCCACAGAGGAGGGUCAGUCACCUGACGGACAGCCAGGCCCUGACCCUAGCUACAUGCCUCAGCUCAGCGGCUACAGGCCUCAGUGUUAGGAGGACUUAGUUCGAGGUUGUCACACUUCAUGUACAGUGACUCUUCCUCUGCGCCUUUGUUAAUUUCACUUUUGUUCCAAACUUUGUCAGCCUAUUAUUUUUGCACUUACCCAAAUGGCAAUCAUGAACUUCAUGUGGGCAUCUUGACGUGACUUGUUAAAAUCUCUUUUAAGUGGAUGAUAUAGUUUGCCUGUAUGUCGAGGUUUUAUUGUUUUAAGAUCCUAAAAAGGAAAUAGAUGCCUACGUGCAGACCCGUUCAUUUUCAGUUAAUUACUGACCUAGGUAGUUGGCGUCGCCCAUUGACCUCUUAAGAAAAGUCCAUAGCCUAGAUGUGGACCCCUAUUCUCUAUAAGCCGGCCAAGUUGAACUUUGAAUGGACAAAGUGUGAUGACUCAUCAUUCCAAGAAAGAAGACUUGAAGGAAGCGAAAAGGUGAUGCUAGCCAAUACAACAGGACCCUCUUGAAAUUCAGAAAGUAUUCCCUUGACUUGUUCCACAUUUUGUUGCAUCCUAAAUUCUAAAAGGAUUCAAUAUAAACAUUCUCACCAAUCUACACAAUACCCAUAAUGACAAGGUGAAAACAUGUUUUUUGACAUUUUAGCAAAUUUAUUGAAAAUGAAAAAGCGAUAUGAUUUACAUAAGUAUUCACACCCCUGACUCAAUACAUGUUAGAAUCAUCUUUGACAGCUGUGAGUCUUUCUGGGUAAGUCUCCAAGAGCUAUGCGCAGCUGGAUUGUACAAGUUAGUUGUUGUCGUUGCUCGACAGCCAUUUUCAAGUCUUGCCAUAGAUUUUCAAGCUAAUUUAAGUCAAAACUGUAACUAGGCUACACAGGAACAUUCAAUGUCAUCUUGGUAAGCAACUCCAGUGUAUUUAUGGACUUUUGUUUUAGGUUAUUGUCCUGCUGAAAGCUGUAUUUGUGUCCCAGUGUCUGUUGGAAAGCAGACUGAACCAGGUUUUCCUCUAGGAUUUUGCCUGUGCUCUAUUCAAUUUAUUUAUUUAUUUUCCCCCAAAAAACUGUAGUCCUUGCUGAUGACAAGCAUACCCAUAACAUGAUGCAGCCACCAUCAUGCUUGAAAAUAUGAAGUGUGGUACUCCGUGAUGUGUUGGAUAUGCCCCAAACAUAACGCUUUGUAUUCAGGACAUAAAUUACAUUUCUUUGACACAUAUUUUGGUAGUUUUACUUUAGUGCCUUAUUGCAAACAUGAUGCAUGUUUUGAAUAUUUGUAUCCUGUACAGGCUUAGUUCUUUUCACUCUGUCAUUUAGGUUAGUUUUGUGGAGUAACUACAAUCUUGUUGAUUCAUCCUCAGUCUUCUCCUAUCACAGCCAUUAAACUCUGGUAGAAAGGACGCCUUUAACUUUGUAGUGACUGGGUGUAUAGAUCCACCAUCCAAAGUGUAAUUAAUAACUUUGCUCAAAAGGAUAUUCAAUGUCUGCUUCUUUUUUUUACCCAUCUACCAAUAGGUGCCCUUCUUUGUGAGGCACUGGAAAACCUCCUUGCUCAACUGAGGGACCUUACAAGUAAUUGUAUGUGUGGGGUACAGAGUCGAGGUCGUCAUUCAAAAAUCAUGUUAAAUACUUAUUGCACACAGUGCGUGCAUCUUGUGACUUGUUCAGCAAAGUUUUACUCCUGAACUUUAGGUUUGCCAUAAAAGGGGUUGAAUAAUUGGCUCAACAUUUCAGCUUUUCAUUUUUUAUUCAUUUGUAAAAAAUGUCAAAAAAACAUUGUUCCUCUUUGAAAUUAUGGGCUAUUGUGUGUAGGCCAGUGAAAUACGAUCUCAAUUUAAUACAUUUUAAAUUCAGACUGUAACACAAAAUAUGGAAAAAGUCGAGAGGUGUGAAUACUUUGAAGGCAUUGUAUGCUACACUAGUAGGUGUAUGGUUAGUGACAUAUCUUUCCAGAUAGAAAAAACUGUUUGACAAAUGUACAUUUUGCCUUUUCACACUGCCUUAUUGACUUUGCGUCAUGAAUGGAAUGAAGAAAUGCUAUGCAAUUUCCCUGCCCAUCAAAACUUCUUGUUCGAGGUCAAAUAUAGAGAUAUUACUGUUGCAUUAUUAUUAUGUGGUCCUUCUGUAGCUCAGUUGGUAGAGCAUGGCGCUUGUAACGCCAGGGUAGUGGGUUCGAUUCCCGGGACCACCCAUACGUAGAAUGUAUGCACACAUGACUGUAAGUCGCUUUGGAUAAAAGCGUCUGCUAAAUGGCAUAUAUUAUUAUAUUAUUAUUAUAUACUGAAAAGGAAGUUUUUGUAUAAUUUGUUUCUGGGAAAUGUUUUUCAUAUUCAUUUUUGUGUUGUCGUGAAUUUUCUGAAGACUGAAAAGUGUAGUAUAUUUUGUUAAUUUGUUUGAGAUUCUUUUGUUUAGAACAUACGUACAGAUCUCAACAGGACAAACUCCAAUAUGUGUUCCUACAGAGAAUAUGCUCAGAAAGGGAUGUUGCAUGUACAGACCGUUUAAAUAUUGCUACAUUGAGGGUUAUAAAAAAUAUUCUUCCACCAUCACUCAGUUAACACUACUUUUCCACAUAUACGGGAAACAAACAGCCUAGUACUUCACUGCAUGCCACCAGAAUACAUGUGCCCUUUUUGGAGCAUGGUUUGUGAAUGUGUGACAUUAUACAAUAUGAAAUAAACCAAAAGUGUUAUCCA
This is a messenger RNA of Oncorhynchus keta (chum salmon), 5568 nucleotides long. RefSeq names its product interleukin-6 receptor subunit beta-like. The transcript has 16 exons. The coding region runs from base 193 to 2925 and encodes 910 amino acids. The record is from RefSeq and is a predicted model, not a curated record. Gene Ontology annotation, cellular component: external side of plasma membrane. Lineage: Eukaryota; Metazoa; Chordata; Actinopteri; Salmoniformes; Salmonidae. Gene Ontology annotation, molecular function: protein binding; cytokine receptor activity. Gene Ontology annotation, biological process: cytokine-mediated signaling pathway.